UUGCAUUAUAAAUAGAGUGAAGACAAUGUGUUGUGAGUCACAAGAGCUAGCAUUCUAUAGUUUAUUAUUCUGAUAAGAAAUGGGUUGUAAGUGGCUUUUGAUGUUGUUGCUAGUAAUAAAGUUGGUUUGUUUGGGCGAGGGGUGUUGGGAUGAAGAGAGAACUGCUCUUCUACAACUUAAGUCUUUUUUCAAUUAUGUCAAUUCUUACAAUUGGGUGGAGAAUUCAAACUGCUGUGAAUGGAAAAGGGUUGUGUGUGAUGACAUCACUGGAAGAGUCAUCCAACUCUAUCUUUAUGCAAAUUUCGAAUCAGAAUUGGAAAAGAGCUGGUACCUAAAUGCAUCAUUGUUUUCUCCCUUCCAACAACUACAAAGUUUGAACUUAAGGUUCAAUAACAUAGGUGGUUGUAUUGAGAAUGAAGUUGCAGGUUUUGAGAGGCUAUCAAAGUUAAGAAACUUGGAGGAGCUAGUAUUAAACUACAACCAAUUCAAUAAUAGCAUUUUAUCAUCUUUAACUGAUCUCUCCUCAUUAAAAUAUUUGGAUCUAAGUCAGAAUAAUUUGAAUGGGAUUAUUAAUAUUCAAGGUUUGAGUAGCUUGGAGAGACUAGAUUUAAGUCACAACAAUUUCAAUAACAACAUCUUAUCAUCUUUGGGUGGUCUUUCUUCAUUAAAAUCUUUGAGUCUAAUGGAUGUUGGAUUGAAGGGAAGUGUUGAUAUUGAAGGAUUAUAUUCCUUGAAAAACUUAGAGGAGUUGAACAUGGGGGAGAAUAACAUUGACCAAUUUGUCAACUCCAAAGAUCAUAGAGGUUUGACGAAGUUGAAUAUCCUCUAUCUAUAUGAUAUUGAAACCAGCGAUGCAAGUGUUUUUGUACAAUCAACAUUAAAUUCAUUCCCAUCUUUGAAGAUACUCGACCUUUUAUAUAAUAAUUUUAAUAGAACAGUCAUUGUUCGAGAGUUGCACAAUUUAACCAAUUUAGAAGAAUUGUGGUUGGAUGGAUCUAAGCUCCAUAUAAGCUUUCUACAAAUUGUUGCGACUAUUUCUUCGCUGAAACAUUUAUCAAUGGAAUAUUGUGAAUUCAAUGGCUUCUCAUAUGAUCAAGGUCCAAUCGCUUUCAAAAAUUUGGAAAGUUUGUUCAUGGAUUGGAGCACUCUCAACAACAGCUUUUCUAAAAUAUUUAGACCAAUAACUUCUCUCAAGCAAUUAUUAUUGUCUGAUUGUGGACUCAAUGGCACACUAUAUGAUCAAGGUGUGUGUGAGAUGGUUCAUUUGCAAGAGUUGGAUAUUACCGACAAUAAUUUAUGGGGUACCUUACCUUCAUGUCUUGCAAAUUUGACUUCACUUCAACAAUUAUAUAUUUCUUCGAAUCAAAUUACUGGAAACAUCUCUUUGUCUCCCCUGAAGGAUCUUGCAUCCAUCAAAGCUCUUUACAUUUCAGACAAUCUUUUUCAAAUACCAGUUUCACUUAAUUCAUUUUUUAACCUUUCAAACCUCAAAGAUUUCGAGAGUGAAAAUAACCAAUUAUAUGUGGAGACCAUGUCAGAUUCCUUGAUCCCAAAGUUUCAAUUAAAUUUCAUAACGUUGUCUGGUUAUGGAAAUGUUGGUGUUUAUCCCAAAUUUCUUUAUCAUCAACAUGACUUGCAAUACAUUGACCUCUCUCACAUUAACUUGGGUGGAAAUUUCCCUUAUUGGUUAUUGCAUAACAAUACCCAAUUGAAAGCACUUUAUCUAGUUAAUAAUUCUCUUUCAGGAACUUUUCAUGUGCCUUUUAAGGCCAAUUUGAAUUUAACAUUAGAUGUAUCCUUCAAUUUCUUUCAUGGACAAAUUCCAAAAGAUAUCGGUGCAAAACUACCAAACCUAAUAUCUUUAAACAUGUCUAGAAAUAAUUUCAGUGGUAGCAUUCCAUCUUCUUUUGGUGAUAUGAAGUCAUUGGUAGAUUUAGACUUAUCCAACAAUAACUUAUCUGGUGGAAUACCUGAACACUUAACCAUGGGUUGUUUCUCACUAGAACUACUUUCACUAUCAAACAAUAAUUUGCAAGGUCACAUCUUCUCCAAUAAUCUGAAUAUGACAAGAUUGUUCUGGUUACACUUGGGUGGAAAUCAUUUUAGUGGAAAGAUCCCAACAAGCUUGUUGAACUGCUCCUCGUUAGCAGUAUUAUAUCUCAAUGAUAAUCAUCUCUCAGGUAAGAUCCCAAGAUGGUUUGGAAAUCUAUCAAUUUUGGGUGAUAUAGUGAUGCCUAGUAAUCAACUUGAAGGUCCACUUCCGAAGGAACUAUGUCAAUUGAAUUAUCUUGAAAUUUUGGACCUUUCAAAUAACAAUAUCUCUGGAAGUUUACCACCUUGUUUUGGCUCUGUAAGCUUCAAACAACUUCACUUGUCAAGAAAUAGAUUAGAGGGAUGUCUAAAAGAUACUUUCUACAUUAAUAAUUCUGUCUUGGCAGUCCUAGAUCUUAGUUAUAACCUCUUAAAAGAGAAUAUUCCAAGUUGGAUUGGGAAACUCUCUUCUUUAGGUUACCUGAUUUUAAGUAACAAUAAUCUUGAAGGUGAGUUACCUACUCAAUUAUGCAAUUUGGGAGAGCUACGCUUAAUAGAUCUUUCAAAAAACAAUCUUCAUGGUGAAAUUCCUUCUUGCUUAUAUUUUACUGCCCUCUAUGAAGGAAAUGGGAAUGAUACAAGUUUAACUUUUGCCUUUGAUGAUGGAGGUGCUUUUGGUAGUCCAAAAUGGCUUCCAAGGGGAAGUGAAGAAUCUAUAGAAAUCACAACAAAAGGAUCAAUCCCAACAACAUUCUCAAAUCUCAAACAAAUUGAAAGUUUGGAUCUUUCCCAUAACAAUCUAAGUGGAAAAAUUCCCCUUGAACUAGUAGAGAUAUAUACUUUGUCUGUUUUCAGUGUGGCAUAUAAUAAUUUGUCUGGCAAAACACCUGAAAUGAUUAGACAAUUUGCAACAUUUGAAAAGAGUAGUUAUGAAGGAAAUCCUUUUCUUUGUGGAUUGUCAUUGAACAAAAGUUGCAACCCAUUGGAAUCAUCAUCGUUGGCACUAAAAGCUUCAACAAGUUGUAUAGAAGAUGAUAAUGAUAUUGUUGACAUGGAUAUUUUCUAUAUAAGUUUUGUGGUGACCUACAUAAUUGUGCUAUUAGCAAUGGCUGUAAUUUUGUAUGUAAACCCAUAUUGGCGACGAACUUGGUUUUAUUUUAUAGAGACAUGGAUGCUCUCUUGCUACUAUUUUGUCAUUGACUCUUUUGGACAAUUUCGUUGUUGA
Messenger RNA from Mangifera indica (mango), 3256 nucleotides. Its product is annotated as receptor-like protein 13. Bases 80 to 3256 code for a protein of 1058 amino acids. The transcript is spliced from 9 exons. Lineage: Eukaryota; Viridiplantae; Streptophyta; Magnoliopsida; Sapindales; Anacardiaceae. Gene Ontology annotation, molecular function: protein binding. Gene Ontology annotation, cellular component: plasma membrane. The record is from RefSeq and is a predicted model, not a curated record.